Messenger RNA from Armigeres subalbatus, 1166 nucleotides. RefSeq lists its product as uncharacterized. The record is from RefSeq and is a predicted model, not a curated record. The transcript is spliced from 4 exons. The coding region runs from base 436 to 984 and encodes 182 amino acids. Lineage: Eukaryota; Metazoa; Arthropoda; Insecta; Diptera; Culicidae.
UAUAAACACGACGAUGGCGCUUCCUGGUUCAGAUCGGUAGAAUGAUCGCGAAAUAGCUUCUGCAUUAUAAAUGUUGGCAUGGCUUUAGCAAACCACUCAUUGGAGUCCGCUCGAACGGUUGAUUUGUUUUGUACCGUGGAUUUGACCAAAAUAUAUUCGCUUGUAAAAUUGCCGUCUCUCACGUUGGUGUCGGCAUCAGCGCUAGCAAAUUGGCAUUUUAUUGCUGGACAUAAUGCAAUCAUUAAUAUACGAAUAAUUAUGGAUGAUUGAGCUGCACUAUAAACUUAAUAAUUAUUCAGAACGAAUGAAUUUCUUCAAUAACGUUGUCAACUGGCAGUCUAUCGUGUAUUUGAAUCUUGGUGCAUGUUGCAGCCUUUAUAAUGACCAACGUGAAUAUUUUUAUAACAAUUGCCAAACAGAUCUGGAGCCAACAGCAUGGCGAGUCGUAUAUUAAAAAAUCUAUUUCUAGUGCAGCUUUAUUGUACCGUUCAGGCAGCUGUGACGGUAUUGAUCGAAGAAGAUCUCCAAGAAUGUGACAACGGUAUGCCUCUAACCAAAGUAGACAUAACAGGGGUACAAAUCAUAACCGAAGAAAAUGGAACACUGACCGUGAAUGGGACGGCUCGCUUCGACGAUGAGUACGGAAGUCCGACUAUGUGGAAGAUGUACUCCAAACGGCUGCAGCGUGGCCAAUGGGUGACCGGACUGCUGAGUCGUGAAAUCUGGAACCUGUGUCCGGUGCUUCUAUCACCCAAUGAAUUAUGGUAUCCCCUGAUGGUGAAGAUGCACAAGAAUAGGUGUCCUUUCCCGAAAGGGUACGAAGAGCACAUGAACAUGGUCAACCUCGGUAACCCAGCGCAUUACUUCAAAAUUCCUCCGGAUUUUAUCGGCGAGUGGCAGGUGUAUAAUGAAAUAACUACCUCCCGCAGAGGACAUCCAGAGAAAGAGUGCUUUUUAAUUAAAUUGACGAUUACGGAAGUUUAGGUUUCAUCUGUUCAUAUAUCGCUAGAAAGAAAAGUAGUACGUGUAACUAUUUACUCACAUUAAAGAAGUGUUUUUAAACCAGUGAUAUUGAUGUUGACCAUAAUUGUUAAAGUUCGUUUGGUACAAUCAAACGAUUUCGCUUAUCAACUCCUGAUCUGACUAGUUCCUAAAAUACAAUUUAA